ACCAGAGAUCUGCCCGCCUUCAGCCCAGCGGGAGAGGGAGUUCUGGCACAGUUCGUGGAGAGCUUAAAGGAAAGCCAACUUUGUUCGCAGUCCCCAGCGCCCUGGACCAUGGCACCACAGGGACGACUUCUCAUCCGCGGGGGUCGCAUUGUCAAUGACGACUUCUCACAGGUGGCCGAUGUGCUAGUGGAGGACGGCGUGGUGCGGGCGCUGGGACGGGACCUGCUGCCUCCUGAGGACGCAUCUCGGGGGCUGCGAAUCCUAGAUGCAGCGGGCAAGCUCGUCCUGCCCGGGGGCAUCGACACGCACACGCACAUGCAAUUCCCGUUCAUGGGCUCGCAGUCAGUGGACGACUUCUACCAGGGCACCAAGGCUGCUUUGGCAGGAGGCACCACCAUGAUCAUUGAUUUUGCCAUUCCUCAGAAAGGCAGCUCCCUCAUCGAGGCCUUUGAGACUUGGCGCAACUGGGCAGACCCGAAAGUCUGCUGUGACUAUAGCCUGCAUGUGGCAGUGACGUGGUGGAGCGACAAGGUAAAAGAAGAAAUGAAAACCCUUGCCCGAGAUAAAGGCGUUAACUCUUUCAAGAUGUUUAUGGCCUACAAAGGUCUGUACAUGGUGCAAGACGAGCAGCUGUAUGCGGCCUUCUCUCAGUGCAAGGAGAUAGGAGCGAUUGCUCAGGUGCACGCCGAGAAUGGAGAUUUGAUUGCAGAGGGAGCAAAGAAGAUGCUGGCACUGGGGAUAACAGGCCCUGAGGGGCACGAGCUGUGCCGUCCAGAAGCAGUGGAGGCAGAGGCCACCCUGAGAGCCAUCACCAUAGCCAGCGCUGUGAACUGCCCUUUAUACGUCGUGCAUGUGAUGAGCAAAUCUGCAGCGAAGGUGGUAGCCGAUGCGAGGAGAGCAGGAAAUGUGGUCUAUGGAGAACCAAUUGCAGCGGGUCUCGGCACUGAUGGCAGACAGUACUGGAGUGAAGAAUGGAGCCAUGCAGCCCACCAUGUCAUGGGUCCCCCACUGAGACCCGAUCCUUUAACACCUGGCUUUCUUAUGGAUCUGUUGGCUAAUGGCGAUUUGACCACAACAGGGAGUGACAACUGCACUUUUAACACCUGCCAAAAAGCUCUAGGGAAGGAUGACUUCACUAAGAUUCCCAAUGGGGUGAAUGGUGUCGAGGACAGGAUGUCGGUGAUAUGGGAAAAGGGCGUGCACAGUGGUAAAAUGGAUGAAAACAGGUUUGUGGCAGUUACCAGCACAAACGCAGCCAAAAUCUUUAAUCUUUAUCCGAAAAAAGGAAGAAUAGCUGUAGGCUCAGAUGCUGACAUUGUGAUCUGGGACCCAGAAGCAACAAGGAGGAUCUCAGCCAAAACUCAUCAUCAGGCCGUUAACUUCAACAUCUUCGAGGGCAUGGUUUGUCACGGGGUGCCCCUGGUGACUAUUUCAAGAGGCAGAGUGGUGUAUGAAGCAGGUGUUUUCAACGUCACAGCAGGACAUGGGAAGUUUAUUCCCCGCCAACCCUUUGCCGAAUACAUUUACAAACGAAUCAAGCAGCGAGACCAGACCUGCACACCUGUGCCCGUGAAGCGCGCCCCCUACAAGGGAGAAGUCACCACACUGAAAGCCAGAGAGACAAAAGAAGAUGACACUGCUGGAACCAGGAUGCAGGGCCACUCCUGAUCUGGAUGCUGGAGUUAAGCAAGUGCAAGGUUUCUGAAAGACAGCCAAGAUGAAGUAGGAGGAAAGGAAGGUUUAGGCACCAGCUCUGCUUCAAGCUCAUUAGGAACGGUUGAUCCAAAGAGCCCAGUAGAGAAAACAUGCUGAUGUACUGUGCAGCAAAGACCUGCGUUCAAGUCUGCUUCUGGAACAAGCUUCUCUGUGCUUCAGUUUCCUCAUUCCUAAAACUGCAAUACCAUCAGAAAUUUGGUGAGAUGUUACACUCAGUAAUGUGCCCGACACCCAGCAAGGAUAGUAAGACUUACUAUGUUUUCUGGGAAGAGCUGAUUUGAGCCAGGAGGGAGAAGGACUUGGGUCACCUCACAACAGCACCUGAAUAAUAAACUCAUUCUCUAAAUUCUGAGUUCAGCAUUUUUUUAAAAAAAUUCAUUACAUCAAGGAUUUUGAAAGAAUAUGUAUUUUCUUCAACAUAUUAAUGCAUCCAUUUGCAACACACGGGGCCUUAUUAUUCCUGUAUAAACACUUUUCUAUGACGCUUUCCUUUUCAAAACAAUUUCGAUUGAUUUCUUUCUCCUCUAAUUAAUAUAUCAUGUUUACAGCCAGUGCACCGCUUGCUGUGGAGAAGCAAGACUUCAAUUUUCAGGUCGUCUGCCACUGACACCACACUCUGGCUUUAAACUGUAUGAAAUUACACAUGACAUUUAGAACUGAAUAACGGUUCCAAUUGCCUCUGAAAAAGAACAUUUCUUUUGACCUAAUGUUAUCUUCCCCCCCUUUCAGAAAAUAAAUCACACUAAUACCCCAAG
Messenger RNA from Mus musculus (house mouse), 2471 nucleotides. It is a transcript of the gene Dpys, whose product is annotated as dihydropyrimidinase. Gene Ontology annotation, cellular component: cytoplasm. The transcript is spliced from 10 exons. Bases 109 to 1668 code for a protein of 519 amino acids. NCBI's taxonomy places the organism in Eukaryota, Metazoa, Chordata, Mammalia, Rodentia, Muridae. Gene Ontology annotation, biological process: uracil catabolic process; pyrimidine nucleobase catabolic process. Gene Ontology annotation, molecular function: hydrolase activity; dihydropyrimidinase activity; hydrolase activity, acting on carbon-nitrogen (but not peptide) bonds. The record is from RefSeq and is marked validated.